Bufo gargarizans (Asiatic toad) is the source of this 2076-nucleotide messenger RNA. RefSeq lists its product as uncharacterized. The coding region runs from base 1 to 1215 and encodes 404 amino acids. The record is from RefSeq and is a predicted model, not a curated record. Lineage: Eukaryota; Metazoa; Chordata; Amphibia; Anura; Bufonidae. The transcript has 3 exons.
AUGUUGCAGUUUUCACAGUGGCCACUAGAUGUCGACAACGGGCACUUUAGCUUGGCGGGAAGACUGCAGCUUGCUUUACAGCCUGUGGUAAAGGUGACUGUUAUUAGCUUUAUAGACAAAGAGCUCAUGGAAAGGUCUGCUGUGCCUCCCGAAAUAAGCUUGUGGACUGGAGGCAUGAGGCACCAGGGACGUCACCGUCAGCGGGAUGCAGAGCGGAGGGUGGAGUCCUCGUAUGUAGCCUGCCCACCGCCGCCCCGACAGGAGUCAAACCCGCUAGCGGAACCCAUAAAAUUGGAGGUGGAAGACGAGAGGCACCAACCUGAGGGCGUCCCCAAGGUGGAGCAGAGCACCCAGACGGAGAACAAGAGGCCCGGUCGGCUGCACCAGGAGAUGCUGCGGGAGCUCAAGAGGUUCCGCAGGAGCGCAGCGCAGGCUCAGCAUGAGCGGGACCUUAUGAGAUCGGCCAUGGACCAGAUGGCCCAGGAGAUGAAGGAGCUGAAGGAGAUGGUGGCCUCACUCUGCUCCUCCAGCAGCCGCCAUCCUUCAGCGCAGUCGUCCUCCAUGUUGGUGCAGAAUUCCUGUCCUGUGUGGAGCCGGACCCCCGAGGACAGACAGUCUACAGAGUCCAGCCGGGCGUCCCCCGAGAGCAGCCUGCAGUGCGGGUACACCUAUCCCCUGGAAGCCCUGACUGAGCAGAGCCAAGAGCCGGUGUCUUGGAUGUACCAGAACCCCCAUCAUGACGAGGACGACAUGUUACCCACCACCACCAUCAAACGUGAGGAGGAGGAGGAGGAGCUCAGCCUGUCCCCCGAGGCUGGCUACUACCAGCAUUCCCAGUAUGACUCCUGUAGGAUUGGUGAGCGUCUCCCAAACAUCUCCAUGAUGCCCCUGAGUGCGGAGAAGGAGUGGGGCCUCCUGGCCCGGAGCGCCGGGAAGCCGGGGAGGUUCGCUGCCCUCCUGUUCCGGGCUCUGGUCCCUUUUGAUAUCUACAAGAGUUGGGUGAACAGGGUCAAUCUGGACGGCCUGAGGGGCAGACAGGGGAUCCCGCUGAACGUGAAGAGGCGCGUGAUGGCCGUGGUGGAGCGCCACUUUGCCCUGCGCAAGUCAGACCACAGUGAGAUCCGCAACAGGCUCAACGAACAGCUGCGCACCCGGCGCAAGAGCGACAAACACCCCCAGGCCGGACUGUCAGAAGUACAGCUCCUCAGCAGGUAGAAGCCGAGGAGCAUGGGGCAUCCAACACGAGCAGCCUUCCUGACCUACUCUGCUGCACUCCACAGUAUGAGAGUAUCAGAGUUAUUAUAUACAGGAGCAAGGAUUGAUCCUCUGGGACUGACCUCCCAUAAAGCCUUCAUGUAUUGCCAGGUAGUCACAUAAUGGACGGGGGGAUGAGGUGUACUCCUCAGUUAUUAAAGGGUAACCCCACAGCUGCCCCCAAAUACUACCACUGACAUUACAGACCUUGUCCUGGAGGUAGGUCAGCCUCCAGCCUGGGUGACAUGUAAGUCCGCGUGAUGAAGUGGUCCGCCACUCCAUGCUGCACGGGCCGCACCGCAGACCGAGAGCAGACUAGAGAGGACACAUACUCCUAAGGGACUUCACCACCAUGAGGCCACAUCUUUUACAUUUUUUAACUCAUUUUUAUUUUGUAUCUUACCAUGCAGAAUAAAUGAUGACAUGUUGCAGUUUUCACAGUGGCCACUAGAUGUCGACAACGGGCACUUUAGCUUGGCGGGAAGACUGCAGCUUGCUUUACAGCCUGUGGUAAAGGUGACUGUUAUUAGCUUUAUAGACAAAGAGCUCAUGGAAAGGUCUGCUGUGCCUCCCGAAAUAAGCUUGUGGACUGGAGGCAUGAGGCACCAGGGAGUGAGGUUAUCUGCAGGAAAUUGGCUUCUGCCUCAUGAGGGGGUAUCGCCUUCCUCUGGAUGCACUGUACAGGAUAACAGGCUGAACUGGGAGGACGCAGGGCUUAUUCCAGCCUAGGUAAGGGCGCGUUCACAUCACCGUCAGCUUUCUGUUCCUCUGAUCUGUCAAAAAUCAAGAAAAAAGAAAAAUAAAGAAAACAAUAGAUCCUGA